This is a messenger RNA of Cavia porcellus (domestic guinea pig), 7426 nucleotides long. It is a transcript of the gene Prdm2, whose product is annotated as PR/SET domain 2. Gene Ontology annotation, cellular component: nucleus. Gene Ontology annotation, molecular function: histone methyltransferase activity; protein binding; DNA-binding transcription factor activity, RNA polymerase II-specific. Bases 1314 to 5885 code for a protein of 1523 amino acids. Lineage: Eukaryota; Metazoa; Chordata; Mammalia; Rodentia; Caviidae. The record is from RefSeq and is a predicted model, not a curated record. Gene Ontology annotation, biological process: regulation of transcription by RNA polymerase II. The transcript is spliced from 5 exons.
UGAAAGCCCCGAUAGGUUUGGGUUUUUUUCUUUUAAUUCAAUGGCAUAGAGGGUAGAAAUCAAACACAGGAAAGAACUGCUGAUUCAAGAACAUGUUGCAGGGUCCCCCACCUGUCCUUGAGACCCCAGGCACCUGUGUGGGCAGGACCCCUGGGUCUCACUGCCAGUUCUGUCACAGGCUGGUGAUUUAUGCCUCUGUGGCCCCAGCCUUCAGUUUCUCCCACACCAGCAAGUAGGACAGGUGAUUUUGAUAAGCCUUUCAUCUCUGGUCUCAGGCCCUAAUGGAAAAUCCUUGAAGAUGGUUCUGAUUAAGAUCAAGGAAGCCGUUUGAUGUGUCACGUAAUUUCAGUUCCAUGAAUGAAGGAUCAUUGAGUCAUGCUAGAGAUUGAGUCAUACUAGAGAUAAAUCUAAUUGUUCAUUCCUUCAUUUUUAUUAGUGUUAUCCAAAUAGUUAUUGUCAUUUUUAGUAAACACAAAGUUUGCCAAGUCCCAUAUAUCUUUAGUGACUCAGAAGCACCGUACAUUGGUAUAGCGUGGUAGCUCUUAACCUGGAAGGUUCCUGUCCUGGGAACUUAACGCUUGUCCCAGUUGGAGGGCAGAGUGUUCAUGACCUCUGGUAGGUAGAACCCAUAGGUGCUCCAAAAACAUCCUCCAGUACCUCGACAGACUAACACAACUGAGAAUUUUACCUGACUCCAGUGCCCUCGUAGGUGGUUGGAACUUUGGGGUGUCCCAUAGCCAUCUGCAGCAGCAUUUGCUGGUUCUCUGAGUUGGAUCAGGUACAGGAGCUGUUCCUACUAUAGGUGUCCUCUCUUUGCAGUGGAUUAUGUUUCCAUGGUCAUCGCUUUCAAGGUGGAUACCUUAGGCGCACAAAAGGAAUUUUACACUGAUAAGGUUUGGGGAGUCCAAAUGUAGGCAUUUGACAUUCUUUAUGCAGAGGGUACAAAUAGAACUUUACCAUUUAGAAAGUUUUGUGAUUGCAUUUUGCAUACAUUGUAAUGAAUGGUAGAGUUAAACUUAUGCUUUGUUUUAUUAUGAUAGAAGUCUAGAAAUUUUGUUAUUCACGUGCAAACUAGUGUGCUUUGUGUGUUUCUUAGGCCUGCUAACUGGCUUUGUGCAGCACUUGGAGUGAGGACUGUGAGGUGUGUGCAGAGAGCACAGCUUUGGGCUGCACCUCUCCAUUUUACUUUAUGUACAGACAUCAUGUGAAGUAGAAAACACCGGAAGAAAAAAUCCCAGGAAAAUAAAAACAAAGGAAACAAACCCCAAGAUAUACAGCCGAAGACAAGUGAGCCAAAUUUCACCCCUGCAAAUAUGAGAGAUUCUGCAGACGGUCCUAAAGAAGAGGAAGAGAGACCUUUGGCUGAAGCGCCUGAACAGCCAGCUGUCCCGCAGGACGUGGUCAGCCAGGAUGUGCUUCCAGAACUGCUGAUCCCUGCCCCUGCCUGCGAGUCCCAGCCAGAGCCAGAAGGGAAACAAGAAGCCACAGACUGUGAGGCCAAUGACCUGGAGGAAGAGGAGGAGGAGGAGGAGGAGGAGGAGGAAGAUGAUGAUGAUGAUGAGUUGGAAGAUGAAGGGGAGGAAGAAGCCGACAUGCCAAAUGAAAAUUCUGUGAAAGAGCCAGAAAUACACUGUGAUGAGAAGCCAGAGGAUUUAUUUGAAGAAACAAAAAGCAUUUUAAAUGAAACUCCUGAAGAUGCUUCUGAGGUAACUCCAGUCAUCAGAAUCCCUGAAACUAAAGAGGAGGUCAAUGGUGAUGUAUUUGAAACGUUUAUGUUUCCGUGUCAGCAUUGCGAAAGGAAGUUUACCACCAAACAAGGGCUGGAACGCCACAUGCAUAUCCACAUGUCCACAGUCAAUCAUGCUUUCAAGUGCAAGUACUGCGGGAAAGCCUUUGGCACACAGAUUAACCGGAGGCGGCAUGAGCGUCGCCACGAAGCAGGGCUGAAGCGAAACCCAGGUGCCACAGUGCAGCCGUCGGAGGACCUGGCUGACGGCAGAGCUUCUGGAGAAAAUGUUGCCCCUAAAGAUGAAUUGAGUCCUCCUCAUCUUGGGCAAGAUUGCCUGAUCCCAAACUCAGAGAAAGUUUCUCAAGAAACCACACAUGCUUCUGUUGUGGAAGAGAAUGGGGAAGUGAAGGAGCUUCAUCCAUGCAAAUACUGUAAGAAGGUGUUCGGCACUCACACUAACAUGAGACGGCAUCAGCGCAGAGUCCACGAGCGUCACCUGAUUCCCAAAGGCGUCCGGCGGAAAGGUGGCCUCCUGGAUGAGCCGCAGCCCCCUGCAGAGCAGGCCCAGCCCACCCCCAAUGUCUAUGUACCAAGCACAGAGCCAGAGGAGGAAGGGGAAGCAGAUGACAUCUACAUCAUGGACAUUUCCAGCAAUAUCUCGGAAAACUUAAAUUACUACAUCGAUGGUAAAAUUCAAACCAACAACAACACUAGUAACUGUGAUGUGAUCGAGAUGGAGUCUAAUUCAGCAGACUUGUAUGGCAUCAAUUGUCUGCUCGCUCCAGUUACAGUGGAAAUUACUCAAAAUAUAAAGACCACACUGGUCCCUGUAACAGAUGACCUUCCUAAGGAGCCUUCCAGCAGCACAAACUGUGAGUCCAAGAAACGGAGGACUGCAAGUCCACCUGUGCUCCCCAAAAUUAAAACAGAAACGGAUUCUGACCCCACUGCACCCUCUUGUUCCUUAAGCCUGCCUCUUAGCAUAUCAACCACAGAGGCCGUGUCUUUCCACAAAGAGAAGAGCGUUUAUUUAUCAUCAAAGCUCAAGCAGCUUCUUCAAACCCAGGACAAGCUGGCUCCUCCUGCAGGGAUUUCAGCAUCUGAGGUCCCUAAGUUAGGCCGUAUGUGUGUGUCCGCUCCUGCAUCCAUGUUAGCUGUGACCUCAAGCAGGUUUAAGAGGCGGACCAGCUCUCCCCCCAGUUCUCCGCAGCACAGUCCCGCCCUCCGAGACUUCGGGAAGCCCAGCGAAGGGAAAGCAGGGUGGUCAGACACAGUGCUCGCUCCCAAGAAACCCAAGCUAGAAAGUCGCAGCGACUCACCUGCCUGGAGUUUGUCUGGGAGAGAGGAGCGAGAAACUGGGAGCCCUCCUUGCUUUGAUGAAUACAAAAUAUCGAAAGACUGGGCAGCUAGUUCUACUUUUAGCAAUGUGUGCAACCAGCAACCACUGGAUUUAUCCAGUGGAGUCAAACAGAAGACUGAGGGGACAGGCAAGACUCCGGUCCAGUGGGAAUCUGUGUUAGAUCUCAGUGUGCAUAAAAAGCCUUGUGACUCUGAAGGCAAGGAAUUCAAAGAAAAUCAUUCAGCCCAGCCAACAAGUGCUGUAAAGAAAAAGAAACCAACCACCUGCAUGCUACAAAAGGUUCUUCUCAAUGAAUAUAAUGGCAUCGACUUACCUGUAGAAAGUACUCCUGAUGUGGCCAGGAGCCCAAGCCCGUGUAAAUCCCCAGAAGCCCAGCCAGAUCCUGACCUCAGUUCCGACUCUCGCUUCUCCGCCCCUGCUGCUGAGUCCCCUGAUGAAGUGUGCCCUCCGUCACCCACCCUACAGACGCCUUCCCAGUCAUCCAGUCAGCUGCCUCCUCUCCUGGUCCCCACAGAUCCCCCUUCCCCUCUGGCAUGUCCUCCUGUGCUGACUGUCGCCACUCCGCCCCCGCCCCUCCUUCCAACUCUCCCUCUUCCUGCUCCAUCUUCCAGUGCGUCUCCUCAGCGGUGUCCCUCUCCGCUCUCCAACGUGGCCGCCCAGUCUCCACUUCCAAUUCUUUCCCCAACUGUGUCGCCCUCUCCCUCUCCCGCUCCUCCCGAGGAGCCGCUCUUGUCGGCCGCUUCACCUGGGCCUCCCACACUUUCUUCUUCCUCUUCCUCCUCCUCCUCUUCAUUCUCUUCCUCAUCCUCAUCUUCAUCCCCUUCACCACCCCCUCUCUCAGCGGUGUCAUCUGUGGUGUCCUCUGGUGAUAAUCUGGAGGCUUCUCUCCCUGCAAUAACCUUUAAACAGGAAGAACUAGAGAAUGAAAGCCUAAAGGCCAGGGAGGAGCCCCAGUCCACAGUCGGGCAGGACAUUGUUCAGGAAACAUUCAGCAAAAAUUUCGUCUGCAAUGUUUGUGAAUCACCUUUUCUUUCCAUUAAAGACCUAACCAAACAUUUAUCUGUUCAUGCUGAGGAAUGGCCGUUUAAAUGUGAAUUCUGUGUGCAGCUUUUUAAGGAUAAAUCAGAUUUGUCAGAACAUCGUUUCUUGCUUCAUGGAGUUGGAAAUAUCUUUGUGUGUUCCGUUUGUAAAAAAGAAUUUGCUUUCUUAUGCAAUUUGCAGCAACACCAGCGAGAUCUGCACCCGGACGAGGUAUGUACGCACCACGAGUUCGAAAGCGGGACACUGAGGCCCCAGAACUUUACAGACCCCAGCAAGGCCCAGAUGGAGCAUAUGCAGGGCUUGCCAGCAGAUCCUUUGGAAACGUCCAAAGAAGAGGAAGAACUAAAUGAUUCCUCAGAAGAGCUUUACACCACCAUAAAAAUCAUGGCUUCUGGAAUAAAGACGAAAGAUCCAGAUGUCCGAUUGGGUCUCAAUCAGCAUUACCCAAGCUUUAAACCACCUCCAUUUCAGUAUCACCACCGCAACCCCAUGGGUAUUGGUGUGACGGCCACAAAUUUCACUACCCACAAUAUUCCACAGACUUUCACCACUGCCAUUCGCUGCACGAAAUGUGGAAAAGGAGUUGACAACAUGCCGGAGUUGCACAAGCACAUCCUGGCCUGUGCUUCUGCGAGCGACAAGAAGAGGUAUACCCCUAAGAAAAAUCCAGUGCCGCUGAAACAGACUGUGCAACCCAAAAACGGAGUGGUGGUUUUAGAUAGCUCGGGGAAAAAUGCCUUCAGGCGGAUGGGACAGCCCAAAAGACUGAACUUCAGUGUUGAGCUCAGCAAAAUGUCCCCAAAUAAGCUCAAAUUAAAUGCAUUGAAGAAAAAAAAUCAGCUGGUCCAGAAAGCGAUCCUUCAAAAGAACAAAUCUGCAAAGCAGAAGGCUGAUUUGAAAAAUGCCUCAGAGUCAUCGUCUCACAUCUGCCCUUACUGUAACAGAGAGUUCACUUACAUCGGGAGCCUGAAUAAACACGCUGCUUUUAGUUGCCCCAAAAAGCCCCUUUCCCCUUCCCGGAAAAAAGUUUCACACUCAGCCAAGAAAGGUGGACACUCAUCAUCUGCAAAUAGUGACAAAAACAGUAACAACCACCGCAGGCGGACGGCUGACGCGGAGAUUAAGAUGCAGAGCACGCAGGCGCCUCUGGGCAAGACCAGGGCUCGCAGCUCAGGCCCUGCCCCGGCCCCGCUGCCCUCCUCAUCCUUCAGGUCCAAGCAGAAUGUCAAAUUCGUAGCUUCAGUCAAGACCAAAAAACCGAGCUCCUCCUCUCUGCGAAACUCUAGCCCGAUACGCAUGGCCAAAAUAACUCACGCGGAGGGGAAGAAGCCCAAAGCCGUGGCCAAGAAUCAUUCUGCUCAGCUGUCCAGCAAAACUUCGCGGAACCUGCAUGUGAGGGUACAGAAAAGCAAAGCUGUCUUACAGAGCAAGUCCACUCUGGCAAGCAAGAAAAGAACAGACCGGUUCAGUGUAAAAUCUAGAGAACGGAGUGGGGGCCCCAUCACCCGAAGCUUUCAGCUGGCAGCUGCUGCGGACUCGAGUGAGAGCAGGAGAGAGGACAGCAGUGCCAAGCAGGAGCUGAAGGACUUCAGCCCUAGAGAAAUCAACAAGCCAGGUUCCAAAGGGGAAGAAGAGCAGGAGAGGGUGCUCGGAACUACAGGGAGGCAGGACCUCGAGGUCCUCUCGGGCACGUGUGGUACCCAGGGCAGCUCAGCCGCGUUUGUCAGUGCCUCUUUGCCCCGGAACUUCCUGUAGAAAAGUCCCCAAAACAAAACAAACUUUAAUUGACUAAAAGAUAUUGCAUGCUCAACUUAGAAUAAGCACUACGGCAAAGGAUACGAGAUCUACCAAGCUUGCAAGACCAGUGGAAGCUGACUCAAAAGUUGUAACAUACAGCUGAUUGCCUCCAGGCUUCUUGCUGCCCUGGUUAGAGUCAGGCAUCCGCUCCUUCGCUGGCGCCCACACACGUGCUGGGCUCCUGGGUGAUUGACAUCCAAAGAAAAGGGCUCUGUCAGUCCGGCUAGAUGAACUGGCUCCUCGUCACGGGACCGGGAACUCAGAUCUGAGUGUGGCCCUUGUCUUUGGCACAUAGCAGAGAAGGGAAUGAUUUGAUCUUCACCUUGCAAAGCAAGUUCUCUGUUUUGUCAGUUUAUGGUAGAUUGCAGGGAGACAAAUUCAAAUGCACUCAUUUAAAACCAUUUGGUCAUACACCAGCUCUUGAUGCCUUUCUUUUAAAUGAACUCUAUAGACAGAGGCCUUUGGCUGUCUCUGACACCCCACCCUCCCCACCCCCCCUUUUCUUAAAUCACAAGCAGAUUGCCAGCAUAAUGGAGAGGAAACCAGACUGGAUAUGGACUCUGUGUAUGCCUCUUCUAGUGUCAUGUUUAUGUAUCCUAAUGGAUAUUAUCCUCUCAGAUUAUUAUCUGGCACUAAUUUAUAAUUAUUAUAUAUUAUGAGACUAUGUAGCAGUAUAUCAACUCACAGGAUGCAUCCCAGGCCUGUAUAGAUGUAUGCCUACAUGUAAGUAUAAAUGAAUUUACUUACAGGUUUUACACUUCAGUCUCUGAUAGAGAUUAAAACAAAUUUGGCCGCUUCCUAUGUCUGUGAAAAUCAUUUCUCCAUGCAUUUUAUGCCUCCCUCCAAAUUAAUGACUGAGUUGGUGGAAAAUGGCUAGGUUUUUUUCAUGCUGUUUUUUUGUUCUCAACUUAAACAGUAAUCUACCUCUUAAAAUCUGUAGUUUAAUACUUGUUUGGUGAAUUUGUGCCACUUUAACCCUUUCACUAUCAUUCCCAUUUUGUUACAUUUCUGUUAUGGGGACUUUAUGUUGAAAUACUGUAUAAAGCAUUUGUAGCAGUUUAAAAAUAAAAUAUUUAAAAUUAUUUAAAUUGUUUUGGACGCUUCAAUUGUAUUAUAUGUGAUUUACGUUUUACUUUUUUGUUUGCAUUGUUAAUCUGGAGAGUGUUCCUGUAUUGAAGUUUGCUGUUAGUUAUUUUAUUGCUUCUUGUUGGAGAGUGCUAUAAAAGACUAUUCUAAUGAAAACAUUAAAAUUUGCAAUUUGAUGUACAAAAGGGGUUGUUUGUUAAUUGUAACCAACUGAGCCUUGAGUGAGAGAGAGGAGUUGCUGAUAGACGCGAUGGUGUUUGCUGCUGGUCCCCUCCUAGCAUCAGGUGCACCACUGGCUGGUCAGAUGUGUAAAAGGCUUCCUUCCCAACCUGUUACUGCAAACACAACAAUUAGGGGAGACUCGAAUGAUGCAUCUUACCUAACUGUAACCAAUAAAAACUUUCUGAACACUU